GUGGUGACAGGAACAGAGAGCAGCAACAGGAGCACUGACAGCUCUUACCUGCUCAGCAGUGAUGGGGGGAGGGGGAGGGUGGGAACCAGACCAGAGAGGAAACUGAGGAGAGAAGGAGAAGGAAGGAGAAGUGAGAGAAGGGGCUAGAGGAGAAAAGGGAGCAGGAAACCCAUGAGCAAGAAGGAGUGAGGGCACCGGAGGAGGGAGGAGAGAAAAGGGCGGGAUUCCGAAGCGAAGUCAGAGCGGAGCGAAAGAACCGAGUGGGGAGGGAGGAGAGGAGAGAGGGAAGUACCGAGAAGCGCAGCGGGAGGAAGAGGCAGCGGGCUCUGGCUCCUCCGAUGACAAGUGCAGCUGGCUGGUGCUGAGUGGGGGAAGCCACUCGUGGGGGCGGUCGGUGCCACGCUCUCUUCUCCGCUCCCAAGAUGAUGAAGAGGCAGUUCAAUCGGAUGCGGCAGCAGCUCUCCCAUCCCAGCAUCACGGGACGAUCCCAAGAAACAGCAGAGCUCCUGACUGAAGACUUGCUGCAGAUAGAGCAGAGAAUCGAGCCAGCCAAACGGGCAGCGCACAAUGUAUCCAAGAAGCUCCAGGCAUGCCUGCAGGGGCAGUGCGGGGCCGACAUGGACAAACGAGUGAAGAAGCUUCCCUUGAUGGCUCUUUCCGUGACUAUGGCUGAGAGCUUCAAAGAACUAGACACCGAUUCCAGCCUCGGGAGAGCUCUAGAGAUGAGCUGCUUCAUACAAAGCAUGCUGGCCAAAGUCCUGUCUGAGUUUGAAAUCACCUUAGAGAGAGACGUCCUACAGCCUCUGAAUAAACUGAGUGAGGAGGAGCUGCCUGUCAUCCUGAAACAUAAGAAGAAUCUUCAGAAGCUGAUCUCGGACUGGAACUCCAUCAAAAGCAGGCUGAACCAAGCUGUCAAGAACUCCAGUAACAGUGCUGGUGCUGGCCCUGGCCCCGGGGGGUCGUCCGCUGCCAUCAAACUGGAGAACCUGAAGGAAGAGGAAGAGGAGGUGAAGCGAAGGGUGGAGCAGUGUAAGGAUGAAUACAUGGCUGACCUCUAUCACUUUUCCACCAAGGAGGACAGCUAUGCUAACUACUUCAUCAAACUGCUGGAAAUCCAAGCUCAGUACCACCGGAAGUCUCUGGAAUCCCUGGAUACAGCCUUGGCAGAGCUGAAGGAGACCCACAGCCAGGCAGAGCCCCCUUUCUCCGUGGAUACCCCAGUGUCGGGGUAUUAUGGGGUGCCUUUGGAGACGCACCUGAGGACUUUGGGUCGGGAGAUUGCCCUUCCCAUUGAAGCUUGUGUCAUGAUGCUGCUGGCGUCGGGCAUGAGGGAGGAGGGGCUCUUCAGGUUGGCAGCGGGGGCCUCGGUGCUCAGGAAGCUGAAGUGCAGCUUGGCCAGUGGCUCCAACGCACUGGAGGAAUUCUAUUCUGACCCACACGCUGUUGCAGGUGCACUGAAAUCCUACCUGCGAGAGCUGCCCCAACCCUUGAUGACCUAUGAACUCUACGAUGACUGGUUUAAAGUAGCCUGUUUCAAGGAGCCAGAGGGUCGCCUACAGAGCCUCCAAGACACCUGCAGCCGGCUCCCCCAGGACAACUACAACAACCUGAGGUAUUUGAUCAGGUUUUUAGCCAAGCUGGCUGAACAUCAGGAAGUGAAUAAAAUGACCCCUAGCAACAUCGCCAUCGUCCUGGGCCCCAACCUGCUGUGGUCACAGCAGAGCAAAGGAGACCCAUUGCAGCUAGACAUGGCCUCCGUGUCCUCCAUCCAGGUGGUGGGCAUCGUGGAGGCCCUGAUACAGAAUGCCAGCACCCUCUUCCCUGGAGAGAUAGACUUCAAUGUUUCGGGCAUGUUCACUCCCCCCACGGAAAUCAAAUCCAGCGAAGCCCCUCCAGUGGAAGAGCCGUCGCCUCAGCCCCUUCCUGCCAGCACUCCCUCUCUAACAGCUGGAGAAGCCAGAAGAGACCCCGAGAUGUCCUCUGGACCAGUCUCCCCAAAGGCGAGCAGAACUUCUCCUGAGGCUGCGGGCCCCUCGGCUGAUGACACCGCACGCAAAAUGAAGCGAGCUGCCCCAGUCCGACCCAUGGUGCCCCCGCCACAGGUGCAGCCUCGAACCCAAACUCCCACACCUCAGAACCCACCUGUGCCUGAGAGCACUGCCAACCCCAAAGUCUUCCCUCGCCGAACGGUGAGUGGGUGCGUGCGAGCUCCCACUGUCCCACCUCCGCUUCCACCCCAGCCUGCCAGACGCCAGAGUCGAGGUGCUCCGCCGUCCCCCAAGCCUACAGAGACACCCAAGAUGCCUCCAGACACCAUGAGGGAUGAGGGCUCUGCAGCUGGCCAACCUCCUGCACACAGCAGUACAGAAACCGCUGCAGACUGCACCCCAGAGAUAGAAGGGCCGAAGGAGCCAUCAUCUCCAGGAGGGUCAGGCUCUUCAGCCAUACCCCAGGCAAUGGUCCAGUCCCCAGAAAAUGACUGAGACCCACUGGAAGCUUUGAAGGCAUCAGUUCUGCCUGCUUGCCUGCCAAGGAUCCUGGGAGGAGGUGGGAAGAUGGACUGGUGCUCCUCCAGAGUCUGGCACAGCACAUAUGGCAAAAAUCUAUCUAGCAGCUCAGAUGGGACCUUGUGAAGAUGGACCAGGAUGAUCCAUGGGAUUAUGUUUCCUGGAAGGUAGUUCACAAGUCUCCAGCCUUGAAAGUGUUCCCCUCUCCUCCAUGUGCUUCCCUUAUCUCUCUUCCCAAACACUCCCUGCAUAUGCGUCUCUGUGCUUUCCAAUGUCUCCCUUGAAAUGGGGAACCCGACUCUUCCCACUGCUUCCCUCGUCUCUCCUUAUUGGCACCUCACUACCUAUGCCUUCGCAAAAGUACCAGUGGACUUGCUCUUUCCCCUCCAACUACCAGAAAUUUUCCAUAGGAAGACACGAACUCCAGCUCCUGGAGUUCUAGGAUCCUGCCACAAUCUAAGGAGAUAGGGGAUCAUUAGAUGUUUAUCUAGCAUUCCCCUCCUAGCCUUCCCAAAUGAUUCUGCUUCAUUCAACUAAUCUCAGGUUUCAUAAAUCCCCUCUCGCACUUUCAAAGGACCCUGCAGACUCUAGAGAGCAAGGAGUUCAUGGCUCUUCCUUCUUUUUAAAGACUGGAUUUCAGUUACAGGAAACUUGUCUGUAUCCAAAAUGGUUUGGAGCCAUUCAACGCAUAUUCAAAGAAAUGGAGUGUAUGCACUGAAUUGCAAUUGAUUCACACAGCAGAGGCCAUGACUGAGAUGAGUCUCCAAUUAAUGAGGUUUGGAUACACAGGGUUGUUCUGACGUUUUCUACGUACGCAAUGCAAUAAUUCUCUACCUUUGGGACCAACCUUGCCUUCAAAUGAGUUCUGAUAAACUCCUCCCACUAAAAAGAAAAGGAGUACUUGUGGCACCUUAGAGACUAACCAAUUUAUUUGAGCAUAAGCAAAUGAGCUGUAGCUCACGAAAGCUUAUGCUCAAAUAAAUUGGUUAGUCUUUAAGGUGCCACAAGUACUCCUUUUCUUUUUGCGAAUACAGACUAACACAGCUGCUACUCUGAAUCCUCCCACUAAGAAUCUCUGACAUUGACAUGGUGAGGUUUGGGGUAGGACUAUUUUUUUAAUAUGUUGCUGAUAAGUUAUUUAAAGACUUGGGGCCAAAUUUCUAGUUGGUAUAAGCAAGUACGACUUAACUAACUUCAGUGGGUUGAUCAAGUCUGCACUCAUCAAGUCUGAAUUUGGUCCUGGGAUUGUAUGUGAGAAAACCCAGUAAAAUAAUUGCUGCUUUCCGUCUGUUGUGUUUUGCGGUAUCUCACUCUUUCCUUUGGUAAUGUACUUUUACAAAUAUAUAUGUACAUAUAUUUUAAA
Molecule: messenger RNA, 3870 nt
Organism: Chelonia mydas (Green sea turtle)
Lineage: Eukaryota; Metazoa; Chordata; Testudines; Cheloniidae
Gene: SH3BP1
Product: SH3 domain binding protein 1
Exons: 18
Coding region: 423-2483 (686 amino acids)
Biological process (GO): regulation of Rac protein signal transduction; regulation of actin cytoskeleton organization; positive regulation of GTPase activity
Cellular component (GO): cytoplasm; intracellular anatomical structure; cytosol
Molecular function (GO): GTPase activator activity; protein binding
Source: RefSeq, a predicted model, not a curated record